This is a messenger RNA of Saprolegnia parasitica CBS 223.65, 330 nucleotides long. RefSeq lists its product as hypothetical. The record is from RefSeq and is a predicted model, not a curated record. The transcript has 2 exons. The coding region runs from base 1 to 330 and encodes 109 amino acids. Lineage: Eukaryota; Oomycota; Saprolegniomycetes; Saprolegniales; Saprolegniaceae.
AUGACCAAGCGCGUGAACGAUAAAUGGCAGUUCUUCGAGAAGCAGCACGACUUGCCGCGCAACCAUCAGUGGUGGCAGAUCCGGUGCAAGGCCUGUGUUGAAGCCUAUCAGAACAUGGGCUUGGAUGGCCUGCCGCGUUUGAUUCCCGUCCGGCGAAGAUGGCCAAGCACGUCGACGAGUGCCGUCACAUCGCCGCCGCGCGAGGCCGAGGACCCAGUGAUUGAGCAAGGCGCCGACGCCAUUGAGUUCUGGUCCGAGAUCCUCGAGCUGCUGAGACCGGACGACUCGGCGUUACCAUCUAUCUACUCAUGCCGUAGCCGACCUCGCUGA